CCCAUCUGGGGCACUUAAGCCAUGUGGGAAGUUGGGCAAGAAUUGCCAAACAAAACGUUUAAUGACACAGAGAAUCCUCAAGGGCUGUAAAACAGAUAUCGAUGUUCUGAGAAAAGAUGACAAUGCGUUUUUUAGUUCGGCUGCUGCAUCAGAGAUUCCACAGUAUACUUCCACAACAUGGAAGAGUACGGAAUAGGGGUGGGAGUUUUAUGUCUCCUUGUCAUUUCACCAAUGAGAAAAGGACAAUCCUCACCAGCCCAGUCACUCUUUACCCACGUGGUCGGCACAGGCCACCGUCAGGGUCUCUCGCCAAACGUUCAGGCACUCGUCAGGACAGGAGAGCAAUCUCAGAUGAUGAAAAUAACAAUCAGCGCAAAGCACCGGAGUCUUAUAAGGGUUUCAGGAGCGAGGAGGGACUCAAGGAGGGUUGGGGCCUACGACAAUCCUCUCCUUUCAAUAAUUACAAUGUGCGAAGAUCUAGAGAUGCUGGAGCUGCUGAAAGAGGAAUGGAACGAUACAGCAGGGAAAGCCGUGAAAAAUCUAGUGGUGAAUUGAACACUUUACAGAAAAGUAAAAGAAUCAGACCACGGCCUACUGAAAAGAGCAUGAAGGCAGAAAUUAACAUGUUAGAUAUGGAUGAGAAAGAGUUUUUUCAUUCAGAUUCGGAGUCCAGUGAUGAUGAAGAUGAAGUGGAAGGGACACCAUUAUUUGAUGCAGCAAAAGCAAAGUUACUUAAGGAAACCAGCUUUAUACAUGUAGCUGAAGAACAGCGAUCAAAGCAAGAUCAAACUGCACAUGCAUAUAGACCUAACAUUGACCCUCGGGAAACCUCUAUCAUUUUAUUUCCUGGACAGGGCAGUCAGUUUGUUGGGAUGGGAAAGAAGUUACUCGGCUACUCAAAUGUAAAGGACAUGUUUGAGAUGGCCAAUGAAAUUUUAGGAUAUGACUUGUUGGAAUUAUGCCUCCAUGGCCCCAUUUCUGAGCUAAACAAGACUGUUCACUGUCAGCCGGCUGUGUUUGUGACGUCUCUUGCUGCUGUGGAAAUGAUGAAGGAUUCUAACCCCAAGGUACUGGAGAAGUGCAUCACCACCACAGGGUUUAGUGUAGGAGAAUAUGCUGCACUAGUGUUCUCAGGGGCAAUGACAUUUGAGGAUGGUCUGAAAUUGGUCAAAACCCGUGCCCAGUUAAUGCAGCGUGCAUCUGAGGAGGUUCCGGGGGGCCUAAUGACGGUAUUUUUGUGGCCCAACACCGAGUUAGGAGAGGCCAAGCAAGUUGCUAUGGAGUUCUGUCGCCAGAAAGCUGGGAUUGUCAACCCAGUGUGUAGCACUGCGAACUACCUGUGCUUUAAUGCCAAGGUUCUGGGAGGAAAUAUAGAGGCUUUGAAAUUUAUCGAAAAAUCAAAGAGUGUUUUCAACAUCCCCCGUGUCAAGCCUCUCCCCGUCAGUGGAGCAUUUCACACUGCCCUCAUGAGACCCAUUGCCCAGGAAUUUAAGAAAAAACUGGAUGGAGUCAAGAUAGCAGUUCCUCUCAUCCCAGUGCAGAGUAACGUGAAUGCCAAAAGAUAUAGAAAACCUGAUGUAAUUAAGAAAAUGUUGGUGAAACAGUUAUAUUCCCCAGUCAAGUGGGAGCAGAUUAUGCAGACAUUAUACGCAAGGCCCAAAGACUCAGCAUAUCCAGACACGUAUGAACUUGGGCCUGGAAAACAGCUGGGUACGUUACUGAAGUCUGUGUGUCAGUCUGCACAUAAAAACUACAUGGACACAGAAGUAUAG
Messenger RNA from Lingula anatina, 1772 nucleotides. RefSeq names its product malonyl-CoA-acyl carrier protein transacylase, mitochondrial. Gene Ontology annotation, molecular function: transferase activity. The record is from RefSeq and is a predicted model, not a curated record. NCBI's taxonomy places the organism in Eukaryota, Metazoa, Brachiopoda, Lingulata, Lingulida, Lingulidae.